Molecule: messenger RNA, 543 nt
Organism: Aspergillus welwitschiae
Lineage: Eukaryota; Fungi; Ascomycota; Eurotiomycetes; Eurotiales; Aspergillaceae
Exons: 1
Coding region: 146-439 (97 amino acids)
Source: RefSeq, a predicted model, not a curated record
GCACUGGAGGAUCCUUUCCCCAUCUUGCGGCCUAUGGUUCCGUACCGUAUCUAGACUCACGUCGAUUUUCUUACCCCGCCUUGGAGCGAUACAUUGAUCGUAUGCUCCAGGUACGUAGUCGCCCCCUUAGCCGUGGUUAGUGUGGAUGGAGGUAAAAGGUACCGGGCCACAAUCGUUCACUUGUACUUUACUCUUCACCACGGGCUCGAAGGUUGGCACUGCUGGUAAGGACCAGGAUAAAAAGAACCACAACCACGACCACUUGCUCCUCUUUCCCUCCAGUCCCCCCCAAACUAAAACUAGCUCGGUCAUAGCUCACCUUUCACAAACCCUCCAACCUUCAACUCGCGCCACUGCUGCUCGGUGCUCCGACCCGUGGCUCGCUGUUUUCUCCUCCUGGCUCGUCUGGUCCAGUGGCCUGAGGUCGACUUUGAACUAGUCCAGAGCUACCUCCCUUAGCUUGCAUUAAUAUUAUCCUCCUACGCAACUUACGACUGUACAACCUUGCCUUCUCCUCUUCUUCCCUUCUCCUACUACCACCGU